This is a messenger RNA of Paramecium sonneborni, 1029 nucleotides long. NCBI's taxonomy places the organism in Eukaryota, Ciliophora, Oligohymenophorea, Peniculida, Parameciidae. The record is from the annotation of a GenBank genome assembly.
UACAUUAAUAAAAUUAUCAUAUAAAAUCUAUUUAUUUAUUGCAUUUGCAUCAAUUUAUAUUUACUCUCUUAAAAAUCUCUUUUUUUCUCUUUUUGCUUAAGCAACUGUUAACAUGUAAAAGGUAAUAGUAUGGAGAAAAUUAGGUAAUGUUUUAAAAUUUUAAGAUCUAUAGAAAGUUUUUCAAUAGUGUUUUUAAUUUAGGUGAAAAACAGCUUAAAAUAUCCUUCAUAAUAUUCACUUCUUUUAUGUAUUUUGCUGUUAUUCAUUAUUAUUAAAAAAUUAAUAAUUUAAUAUGAUGAAGAAUCUUUAUUAAUGAGAUCAAAUUAUCUUAAGAAUUUUUCAGUAUUUAUAAUACCCGAUUAAAACUCUGAAAGAAUAUUGAACAAUGUUAUUGCUCAUUCAAUAUAUUNUUCUAAUAAAUUGGCAGAUACCAAAGUUAAAGUUGCAUUGAAUAGAUAUGGAACAUGGAAGGCAUUAAAUACAGUAGCAGCUAAUAAACAUUCUGUUGUUAUAGCAUAUACGAAUAACUAAAAAGUUGUUGUUGGUGUUUAUCCAUUAUCUGAAAGUACUGUAUCUGUAAUAACUGGUUCCUUUUCAUUUACUUAGGCUGAAAAAUCCAAAAUAGAACCAACAGAUUUCCCACUUUAUUUACAAGUAAAAAAUAUAUAUUUAUAUUUUAGGAUUAUACUUUAAUAUCUAGUCAUGUAAGUAAAGGAUUAUAUCAAUAUGCAAUUGGAUAAGAUAUCAAUAUUAUAUUUGGAGAAAGUGCCAAACUUGAAAAUUAGACUUUGACUUUAACCUUUUCAAAUGAUUACUAAUCUGUCUCCAAAUAAAUUAAAUUAAAUAUUAAGCCUGACGAUGGAGGCGACGACGAUGGAGAUUCAAGUUCUAAUACUUGGUGGAUUAUACUUAUUUUUGUUGGAGGCAUUGUUGUUCUAAGUUUGUUAGGAUUUAUCUUUUAUAAAAAAAGAAAGGAAGAAGAUGAAGAUAAAGAAGAUUAAGAUACUGGAUAUGUUCCUGUAAAUUGAG